Zingiber officinale is the source of this 842-nucleotide messenger RNA. Its product is annotated as transcription factor MYB30-like. Lineage: Eukaryota; Viridiplantae; Streptophyta; Magnoliopsida; Zingiberales; Zingiberaceae. The record is from RefSeq and is a predicted model, not a curated record. Bases 29 to 772 code for a protein of 247 amino acids. The transcript is spliced from 3 exons.
AUCAUUCAGUAAUAGGAAGUCAUCUAGCAUGGUGAGGGCUCCUUGCUGUGCGAGGGAGGGCCUCAACAGGGGUCAAUGGAUGCCUGAGGAAGACAAGAUUUUGGUGGAUCACAUAGAGAAAUAUGGACAUGGCAACUGGAGAGCUCUUCCUAAGCAAGCUGGACUUUUGAGGUGUGGAAAGAGUUGCAGACUCAGGUGGGUGAACUACCUGCGGCCGGAUAUCAAAAGAGGGAACUUCACCAAGGAGGAAGAAGACACAAUCAUCCAAUUGCACCAGUCCCUUGGAAACAGGUGGUCUGUGAUUGCUGCCAAGCUACCUGGCCGAACUGAUAACGAGAUCAAGAAUGUGUGGAACACAUACUUGAAGAAACAAAUCGGCCCCUUCAACACUCCACAGAGAGAAUCGAAGAAGAAUAAGAAGAACAAAUCUGCUGCAUCCCACAUGGUAUCAGACAUGCCAGUGCCAACAGCUACAGAGCAGCAGCAACAAUCUCAAACCAGCGACCGUAGCAGUGCUGACAUCAUAGAAGAAAGCCUAAGUUCAAAGAUCGUUGAUGAAAACUUUUGGCUGGAAGCUUUCAUAGUCAGUAGCUCUGCUUCUUCAUUAUCAUCAUCAUCCAUGGAUUUGACAGAAGCAGAAAUCAUUAAUCCUUCAAUUGGCCAGCAGUGCUUUGAUCUGUUUAGUUCUUAUGGCACUGAUGAUGAUGACAUGGAGUUUUUGGUGAAUUUCUCCACGGGACUCGUGGAUUUGGAGGAAUUGUCAUCACUCUAAAUGUCAGGGUUCUUGUAGAGAUUGCAUAAAGCAGACAAAGACUAAUUUAUAUAUUUAUUUAUAUUUUCAA